GUGGUAUUAAUGCAUUUUUCACUGAGUUAAAAAAUAUGUGGCUAGAACGUACUCCAAAUUUGUAUGAAGGUAAAGUUUAUCAACAAACUUCCUAUAACCCUAAAAUAAUUGAAACUCCGGUAAUUUCGCAAACACCUGAUAUACAAAAAAUGAUUAAUGAAGCAUUAGCAAAACAGAAAUCUGAAUCUGAUGCUGAGAUAGAAAAAUUAAGAAAGGAAGUAUUGCAAAGCAAUGGAGCUUCGCCCCUUCAAUCCCAAAAAACACAAAAAACUCAGGCACCAGUUUCGCAAACAGUUGAACCAGUUAGACAACCAAGAGGUCCUCCAUCAAAUUUAAAAACGGAAGAAGAUUAUGAAAAAUAUUAUUUAGCUAAAUUCUUUAAUAAUUUAGGUAUAUAUGGUAAUGAAGAUUUAGAUUCAAAUUAUCCUAAAAAACCUUUUCAAAGAUCUCGUCCACAGCAAAAAGAUAACUCUAUUAGAUUAGAGGAGAAAGUAGAUGAAAUUGGGCAUAUGUUAUCUCAUCUUAAUAUAAACAAUCAACCCAAAAAACCGAUAGUCAAAUCGAAUCGAACACAACGAUAUUAUCCUUUUCAACCAUUAAAUUAUAGCUUUUCAGCGAAUGAAGAAAAUAAUGGAUAUAAUGAAGAAAACGAUAUAUG
This is a messenger RNA of Paraglomus occultum, 658 nucleotides long. The record is from the annotation of a GenBank genome assembly. Lineage: Eukaryota; Fungi; Glomeromycota; Glomeromycetes; Paraglomerales; Paraglomeraceae.